AUGAACGUGCGAGCAUCAUCCUUCAGCCUGGCGCCUCCUGCUGGGUUGGAGAGACGCCCCUCGGUCGUCUCUCGUCUGUCCUCGGCCUUUUCUAAUGCUGAGAAUGGCGAUUUUGGAGGCGCGGCCCCUACAGGUGCGGCAUUGAUAGAGGAGGAGAUUGCCGAGAUUAAGAGAUACGAAGAUUUUACCACGAUAGAUUGGGUACAAGAUGCGGCGCGAGAACAGGCAAAGCGCAAGUCGAGGAGGAAACAGGCCGUGGGCCUCUACGACAAAGGCCAGCCGGGCUGGCGAUACCAGCUCUGGAAGAGCUACGAUGCGGCGCAGGCUUGGAUCGUGGUCACCAUCAUCGGCGUGGCGAUUGGGCUGAAUGCGGCGCUGCUCAACAUCAUCACCGAGUGGCUCUCGGACGUCAAGAUGGGAUACUGCGAGACGGGCUUCUACCUGAACGAGAACUUUUGUUGUUGGGGAGAGGAGAAUGGUUGUGAGCAAUGGCACAGGUGGACUGGUUUUGAGCCGCUCAACUAUUUCCUCUACUUUGUCUUUGGGACCUUCUUCGCCUUUGUCGCAGGUACAUUGGUCAAGUCCUUUGCGCCCUACGCAGCUGGUUCUGGAAUUUCCGAGAUCAAGUGCAUCAUCGCCGGAUUCGUCAUGAAAGGCUUCCUCGGCUGGUGGACUCUGAUCAUCAAGUCCAUCUGCCUACCCCUGGCCAUCGCGUCCGGUUUGUCAGUCGGUAAGGAGGGUCCCAGCGUGCACUAUGCUGUGUGCACUGGAAACGUCAUCUCCAGGCUGUUUGACAAGUACAAGCGCAACGCCUCCAAGACGAGGGAGUUCCUGAGUGCUUCCGCCGCUGCGGGUGUUGCUGUCGCUUUUGGCAGUCCCAUCGGAGGCGUGCUCUUCUCGCUUGAGGAGAUGUCGAAUCACUUUCCCCUCAAGACUUUAUGGCGCAGCUAUUUCUGCGCUCUGGUUGCGACAGCCGUCCUCGCCGCCAUGAACCCUUUCAGAACGGGACAGCUGGUCAUGUUCCAAGUCGAGUACAAGAACGACUGGCACUUUUUCGAGCUGGUCUUUUACGUCUUGAUCGGCAUCUUCGGAGGUCUCUACGGAGCCUUUGUGAUCAAGUGGAAUCUGAGGGUGCAGUCGUUCCGCAAGAAGUACUUGAAGGAGUAUGCUGUUCUCGAAGCUACCCUCCUGGCAGCAGGUACUGCCAUUAUCGCGUAUCCCAACGCUUUCUUGAGAAUCGACAUGACUGAGAGCAUGGAGAUUCUCUUUUCUGAGUGCGGGCAGACCGAGACGUAUCAUGGGCUUUGUGACCCUGAUAGACGGUACUGGAACAUGGUAUCUUUGAUCCUCGCUACUAUCCUGCGAGUCUUCCUUGUCAUCCUGUCUUAUGGAUGCAAGGUCCCUGCUGGAAUCUUUGUGCCUUCGAUGGCGAUCGGAGCGUCGUUUGGAAGAACUGUGGGCAUUAUCGUUCAGCUCUUCUAUGAGGCGAACCCUACCAGUGUCUUUUUCUCCGCAUGCAAGCCCGAUGAGCCUUGCAUUACCCCGGGCACAUACGCCCUGCUUGGGGCUGCAGCCGCGCUCAGUGGCAUCAUGCACAUUACCGUAUCGGUCGUGGUCAUCAUGUUUGAGCUGACGGGUGCUCUAAACUACAUCCUGCCCACCAUGAUUGUCGUCGGCGUCACCAAGGCCGUCAGCGAACUUUUUGGAAAGGGAGGAAUUGCUGACCGCAUGAUCUGGUUCAGCGGGUUUCCUUUCCUAGACAACAAAGAGGAACACAAUUUCGGCGUUCCUGUUUCUCAAGUCAUGAGAACUUCUGUUGUUUCUAUGCCGGUUCACGGACUUACUCUGGGAGAGGUUCAGCGGCGACUUGCCGACGAUCGAUAUCAGGGCUUCCCGGUUGUGGAGGACAACAACACCAAAGUCCUCGUCGGGUAUAUCGGCAGUACUGAGCUGCGGUAUGCUAUCGACAGAAUGAGUCGAGGGAGCCCAUUGUCCGAGACUGCCAAGUGCGUUUUUGCGCCGUCAGCUAUAAACCACUCGAUGUCGUCAGUAUCAGUAGGAACCAUGAACGGCGACUCAUCUACAUCGUCGACGCUGGAUUUCAGCCGCUACGUGGAUUCGACACCAGUUACAGCUCACCCAAGACUCCCCCUCGAAACUGUCAUGGAGCUCUUCCGCAAGAUCGGUCCUCGAGUCAUCCUCAUUGAGUAUCACGGCCAACUCACCGGCCUUGUAACCGUCAAGGACUGCCUCCGAUACCAGUUCAAGGUGGAGGCGGCCGAGAAUCCCAAGGACGACCACCGCAUCAACGAGGGACAGGAACAGCUCUGGAACUUGCUGCGGCGAGCGGGCAACUGGGUUUCCGGCAAGGUCUCCAAGUUCUCUGGCGGGAGGAUCCGCCUCAGCUCACUGGACGAAGAUCGUCCGGUUGCAAGAGGUGGACAGAUCCUGGACGGAGACGAAGAGGUUGGGGAUGAGGGCGUUGAGCUGGAGAGCCGCCGGUAG
Molecule: messenger RNA, 2505 nt
Organism: Fusarium keratoplasticum
Lineage: Eukaryota; Fungi; Ascomycota; Sordariomycetes; Hypocreales; Nectriaceae
Product: Chloride channel protein
Exons: 5
Coding region: 1-2505 (834 amino acids)
Biological process (GO): intracellular iron ion homeostasis; chloride transport; intracellular copper ion homeostasis
Cellular component (GO): membrane; fungal-type vacuole; endoplasmic reticulum
Molecular function (GO): voltage-gated chloride channel activity
Source: RefSeq, a predicted model, not a curated record